Molecule: messenger RNA, 1858 nt
Organism: Nicotiana tabacum (common tobacco)
Lineage: Eukaryota; Viridiplantae; Streptophyta; Magnoliopsida; Solanales; Solanaceae
Source: RefSeq, a predicted model, not a curated record
AGCUUAGGUUGAAGCCUUCUGCCUUACCUCUUCAUCUAGUCUUUCAUUGUAGUACCUAGGGAGGACCCUCUGACAUUUUUAAAGCUGCGAGCGAAAUAUUGAUAAAACCAUCUGUACAUAAAUUCCCAAUCAAAAAUUAAAAUUAGUUUAAACAGUUUCAUAGUUUAAAUUUUUGCUUUCUUUUCCUUUCUUUUUAACUUUUUUGACAGGGGCUCUCUAGUACGAGGACCUUACUUGCAGACGCAUCUGAUGCUACACCAAUUUCUUCCCCAUUGACACCGCUUCUAACAUCAAAUACUGGAAAUAAAGAAGCUGAGAAAGCAACUUCUAAACCUUCAACAUUUCAAGCAAUUUUGAAGGGGAUAAAACAGAGGAAAGUGGAUCAUGAAUCAGGAAGGGCGCUCAAGUAAAAAUAAAAAAUUAACAAAAUUCAUAGCAGCUGGAUCGCUUGCAUCUUUGCAAAACCUAAAGGUUUCGUCAUUGAAAACAAACAGAGUUAUUAAAGCUCCAAGGUCACUGCCUCUGCAUUCUACUUCUACAUCAGCACAAGCAGUACAUGAGCAAGUGCAACAAAUGCCACUGAACUCUACACCUUCUGUAUCACAAGCAGUACGUGAACAAUUGCAGCAUUCUACUUCUGCAGGUGGAUCGCUGCCUCUGCAUUCUACUUCUGCACCAGCACAAAUAGUACAUGAGCAAGAAAAACAAAUGCCACUGAACUCUACCUCUCUUGCAUCACAACUAGUACGUAAACAAUGGCAACAACUACCACUGGAUUCUACCCCUCGUACUUCACAAACGGUACAAGAACAAGUUGAGGAUUCUUCCAAUCAUGAAACAAACGAGCAAUCCGAGGAACAAGGUCCUUCUGCCGAAAAACGAAAAAGAGGAAAAACUCUGAUGCAAAGUGUUCAUGGUAGGAAAGACCGCAAGCAAAUUGUGCUAAAUGAGAACAAUCAACUCAUAGGUCCUACUGAUGAUGAUGUAAAUGAGUUGGGUAACUUCCUUGGUACAUUGGCAAGGAAUGCGACCAUUUGUCCUCUUAAUGUGUUUGAUUGGAGGAAACUUGAGAUAAAAGAAGAUAUGUGGAAAUAUGUCAAGAAAAUGAAAGAAACCAACACUGAGAAUCGCAAAAAGUUGAGAUAUCCACACACUGCUGGCAAAAAACGUUUUGCUAGAAUAUGCGAGGCUGAAAUGGAUAGAAUACAAUCAACACAAGAAGCUGAAGAUGGAAGUCAAUCAGUUGACAUGUUUGCGUCCGUCAUGGGACCUGAGCAUCCAGGACGCCUAAGAUUGUACGGACGUGGGGUUACCAAGACUUCCUUAAAAAGAAAAGUGGGAGAUAUUGGAACCUCUUCAAGUUCUACCGAUGAGAUGCUGCAACAAAAAAUGGUGGAAAUGGAAGAAAGGAUGCAACAAAGAAUGCAGGAAAAGUUCAAUGCACAAAAAGAUGCCAUGGAACUACAAGUUGCAGUUAACAUCAUUUCACAAUUUAAGCGUCUGAAUCCAGACUUAUAGGUUGAUCCCAGCAUGCUAGCUUUCAAUGCUCGUUCACCUGGAGAUGCUUCCUCUGCACAACAAGUUGUUGUGCAACUAAUCAAUCGUCUAUCUACUGGGAGUAAUAAUCGAGGUGGAGCAAGAAGAAAGGGAAGAUGGAGAAGGUGGAGUAACUGAAGAAAGGGAAGAUGGAGAUAGUGAAGAUCUAGACCUUACUUAAGAAGAACUUUGAGUUGUUGUCGAUAUUCUUGGAGUCUUUUGUUAUAACAUUUGAAACUUUAACUUUUGAAGUGUUGAACUGUAAAACUUAUGUAAUUGGGUUAAAACAUUUUGCUAUUAUCGUUAUUCUUAGCUUAUUGGA